Molecule: messenger RNA, 1084 nt
Organism: Centruroides sculpturatus (bark scorpion)
Lineage: Eukaryota; Metazoa; Arthropoda; Arachnida; Scorpiones; Buthidae
Product: DNA-binding protein SATB2-like
Exons: 5
Biological process (GO): chromatin remodeling; regulation of transcription by RNA polymerase II
Molecular function (GO): DNA-binding transcription factor activity, RNA polymerase II-specific; RNA polymerase II cis-regulatory region sequence-specific DNA binding
Source: RefSeq, a predicted model, not a curated record
GGGCGCGCCAACACAACAGGGGAGGUGAUCGGCGCCGUCUUCAUCCGCGCGCACUUCGGUCCGGAUAACGGGCGACUUUGUCUUCUUCCAACGACCAUCUUGGGCCGAAACGUCCGAAUUAUAACGAAUGCACGUGUACUACGUCACCGCAUAUUAUCCGGCCUGUCUGUGACGUCACGGCUGGGCGUCUAUCCCACCCGCACUCAUUGCGCUUGCGCGAUAGUACAAGGUGUCGUUAUGUGUGGUGAGGUCGGCACAGUCAACAAGGCGUCAUGGUUCGAACUCGUCACUGCUAAGAGGGACAGGGUGGGACAUGGUUUCCGCGUGGUCCACGUAAACAUCGAUACAAUCACAUCACCAUCCGACUCAGCAUGGAUUUUCAGUCGGCGAUGGAGACGUUCGCAGAAGCUUGGGUGGCUGCGAACACCCAAACACCGUUGACAGAAGCAGCUGAAGCUCAGGGUGUUCUUUUGGGUCAAGCUUCGUUACCUCCUUCGGCAUGUAUACACGACUUGACAACAGAAAGGAGAGAGAAACAAGAGGGAAAUGGAGAAAAUGGUAGUCGAGCCACGGGUUUGAGAAGUCCUGCUGCAGGAACAUGUCUCGCAACUCUUGCUGAUUUCCGUGGUAUAACCACAAAACUUCCCACAGGUAAAAGCAUUCCCAUCCAUUGCGUGGUCGAACAAAUUCAGAGCUGCAGUCAAGGGGGAGAACCGGUGGAGUUGGACAGUUAUGCCAUCGUGCCGGGAAGCGCCGUGUUUUCGGACUUAGUUCGAACGGCCCUCAUCAAAUUAGGGUAUUCUUCGUCCGAGGCCGUAGGCGCAAAGGGUGCUAUACAUAUUAAAAAUUGGAAACCGCUGACUCUGGACCAGAUUACUGAAUCACCAGAAGCUACCGUGGCUGAUAUUUUAGGAGAACUUGCAUCUGUAGCAACUCUUCAUAUUCGUCUCUAUAGUCGACCCAAGAUGAACACGGCUAAUGAAGUUAAAGAAAAAUUACUUCAAGUGCUUUUGGCUCAAUCCCAAACUCUUUUAAUCAACUCAGGUUGUCCUAUUGACCAAGUAAGAAAGUUUUUACAGAUACU